Molecule: messenger RNA, 412 nt
Organism: Meloidogyne enterolobii
Lineage: Eukaryota; Metazoa; Nematoda; Chromadorea; Rhabditida; Meloidogynidae
Source: the annotation of a GenBank genome assembly
UUUUGGGCUAAUACAAAAUUUUGGGCUACACAAAAUUUUGGGCUAAUACAAUUAAACGAUUCCUACAAAAUUACCAAGUCCGCAAAUUUUUUGCGGACUCACCCUAGUUAUUUUCACAUAUUACAGAUUAACCCACAAAGAAUCAAAAAAUCCUCUUUUAAAUUAUUACUACACUUCAAAACCUUUCCUUUUUGCAAUGUGUUUUGGCAAUGAAGCAUUUUAUGGACUUUUAUAUAUUUCUCAUUUUUGGCCUGGUCCAAGUCUUUAUUUUGUUAAUUUUACGAAUUUAUUGGCUUUUUUGGUUUUUCCUGUUGCUGCUGUUAAAUCGGCUAUUAGUUUGGUUCAUCUAGUUACAGCAGCACAAACAUUGGCUACACAUGAUUUGGAGAAUUUAAAUCGACGUCAAAAAUAA